UGUAAUCCGCAAAAGCAAAAUAAAAUGGACCGCGGUAAAGGCAGCGGGUCGAAUAGAUCGCAAAAAAAGGUUCCUCUGGGAGGAGAACUAUUUGCCCUCGGCACCAAGAAUGUACGCGAUGACUCGAAGUCCAAGAUCUUGCCCAUCAAGGCCAUAUCCUCGACAGACCGCAAACGCGAAGCCUCCUCCUCUUUAGCCAGUUCGAGCAAGCGGUUUCGGGGCAACCUAAAAGAUGCAAGCGCCACGGACAUUUCCUCCGGAAGCAGCCAGUGCGAGUCCUGGGAGCAGUUUGCUAUUGACUGCGACCUGGAGACUGUCAUCGAAACUAUAUACGCGGCCUUGGAGCAAAACGACAAUGAAACUGUAGGCCGGCUGGUCUGCGGCGUUAUAAAACAGACAACCACAAGCUCCUCUCGUUCCAAGGUGGACAAUAUAUCCCUGCUGGCACUUAUUUACGUGUCAAAGCUUCAGCCUAGUAUAUUUUCCACAGAUAUAGUGGCCUGCGCGUUGUUAUCCUUCUUGCGACGGGAGGCUAAUGUGAAAAUGAGGUACAACACCAACCUGCACAUCCUGUUUUCCAAUUUGUUGACGCGGGGCUUUGUAGACAUAUCUCAGUGGCCUGAAAUAAUCCUCCGCACCUAUAUAGACGAUGCGGUCAACGAGCGUUUCUGGGCGGAUAAUGAAUUGUGUGCUCCUUUGGUCAAAAACAUAUGCGCUUCAUUUAAGACACGAACUCCACACAUAAGUCUACUUCGGUGGGAUGUGAGCACGGCUCUUCCAUCAGGUCAGGCGCACAGAGACAGCAUGACCGUGGACGACGAUUCAGGAGACAAUUCCACGCAAAGCUUAGAUGCCAGUCCCCUGAACACCGAGUCUGAACCCAUUUCCGAUGCCAUGUGCACCACGAAACCAAGGUUUAGCGACGCUGUGGUGCAAAAGCAUGUGAGCGAUGCCAUUCGCGACCAGCUGAACAAACGCCAGCAGCAGGAUAACUACACCAGGAACUUUCUUAAGUUCCUAUGCACCACUUCUGGUAUUGCAGAGGUGCGAUGUCUGAGCAUUUCCCGGCUAGAGCUGUGGAUCCACAACGGAAAGUUGGUAAAGUUCGCCCAGCAACUGCUCUCAUACAUCUGUUUUAACAUCAAGGGACGCAACACUCAAGACAACGAAGUCCUCCUGGUUCUGGUGAAGAUGCGCCUUAAAACGAAACCCCUGAUCAACCAUUAUAUGUCGUGCUUAAAGGAGAUGAUCUAUUUACAGCCAGACAUCUUAAGUACUGUGAUGAAAUUGGUUGUGCAAAAUGAGCUCUCUAACACGAGGAAUCCGAACAAUAUGGGAAUGCUGGCCACUAUGUUUCAAACGUCUUCCGAUCAAUCGGCUGCAAAUCUGGCUGAAAUCUACCAGGAAUUUUUGCUACAACGGGACGAUUGCCUUCGCACCUUGCGUGUCUUUUUAAGGGAACUUGUGCGAAUGCUUCGCUUUGAUGUAAACCUGGUCAAGUUUUGCAAGACAUUCCUCAGUGAGCGGGAGGACCUCACGCCGCAAAUUGAAAUGUUUGAGUUUAAGGAACGAAUCUUUCACUCCAUGGUAGACAUUGUGUGUCUUUGCAUGUUUUUGUCGGCCACACCGCAGGCUAGGGAAGCCAGUUUGUCUCUAAAAACAAAUCGAGAUACAAAAAAUAACCAUGCGCUGCUUAAGUUAUAUAAUCAGAUGUCGCAGAUUCAAUUGGACACUGUGUCCUGGAUGUACGAAACUGUGCCCACUGUAUUCAAGAUACCAGCCGCCGAAUAUCACCAAGCGCUACACAAACUACUGCUUUUGGAUAGCCCAGAGCAGUAUUCGCGUUGCGAUCAGUGGCCGUCAGAGCCAGAGCGAGGAGCAAUUUUAAGGAUAAUCUCCGAGACGCCGAUUCACGAAGAGACCCUUCUGCGAAUUAUAUUAAUAGGAAUCACCAAGGAUAUUCCCUUUUCCAUUGCAAACACCUUUGAUGUCCUCUUGCUGGUUAUCAAGCGAGUAUCUGGAAUGAAGGCCACCAAUAUACCGGCUGUGCAGGCCAACAAAUUCGAUAUCAUUGAUUUCUUGUUUAGCAUGUCCGAAUACCAUCAUCCGGAGAAUAUCCGAUUACCACCGGAUUACGAGCCGCCAAAGCUGGCUAUCAUAGCGUUUUACUGGAAGGCGUGGCUGAUUUUGCUCAUGAUAUCCGCACACAAUCCCUCCUCCUUUGGAGCCUUUUGCUGGGAUCACUACCCCACAAUGAAGAUGAUGAUGGAAAUAUGUAUUACUAAUCAGUUCAAUAAUUCGGCAGCAAACAAGGAUGAGUUGCAGAUAAUCACAGUGGAGAGGGAUCAUAUUCUGCAGUUUGAAACAUAUUUGGCUGCUCAAACAUCGCCCCAUGCAGUUAUUACCGAAGAGACUGCAAUUUUAAUCACUCAACUGAUGUUGAUGGAUCCAAUGGGUACGCCGAGAAAAGUGCCCUCAAUGGUGUUGGACCAGCUGAAGUUUCUUAACCAGACAUACAAGCUGGGCCAUUUGUUCUGCCGCUGCCGCAAGCCGGACUUGCUAUUGGACAUUAUUCAGAGGCAGGGCACCACGCAGUCCAUGCCCUGGCUUUCAGACCUGGUUCAGAACAGCGAGGGUGACUUCAGCCAUCUUCCAGUACAGUGCUUGUGCGAGUUCCUACUUUUCAAUGCGCACAUCAUCAACGAAGAAAAUAGUCGAGAUGCCGAACUGGUCAACUUCCUGAGAAAUUUAAUAUUUGAUGGAAAUUUAAGCCACCAAAUCGUUUGCGAGCUUUUGGACUAUAUAUUUAGACGGUUGUCAUCCACGGUAAAACAAUCACGUGUAGCGGCUCUAUUAGGUCUGAAAAUAAUUUUCAGGCACUCUGGAGAUUUUGAAAACGAAUGGCUGUUGAAGUCGAUCCAGCAAAUUCCCCAUUUUUUUGAGGUUAAACCCUUUAUAAUUCCACAGCUGCGAGCUGCCUGCCAGGUCGAGAACUGUCCCGAGCUGAUUAUGGCCUACAUUCAGUUUAUUACGGCGCACACGCUGAACGAUCCUGUUAAUGAAAUGCUCGACCAUGUCAUCGAUAUGGCACAGUUGAUAGUGGAACGCAGCACAAUGUUCCAGCACAUCAUUAUAUCUCAGGAGGAUUAUGAUUACGUGCCCGACGAGAACCGCAUUCAGACGCUUAAGUGCCUUUUUGUAAUGUUUAAUAAUUAUAUUAUUAAGCUGAGGGAAUACCAUGAACCGUACGAGUGGACCGAAUAUCCGGACUUACUGAUGGUUCAGUUUGACGACGGAGUGCAGCUGCCCCUCCACAUAAACAUUAUUCACGCCUUCAUUAUCCUGCUUACAUAUUCAAACAGCAACAUGCCCGAAUCGAUUCCCAUUUUAGAUUAUUGGUUUCCACCAGGACGACCCGCUCCCGUUGCUUUCCUGCCCAGCAUGCCGCAGGAACAGGUUCAACUUUUGCCCGACUGGUUGAAGCUAAAAAUGAUCCGUUCGUCCGUUGACAGACUGAUCGAGGCCGCUCUGAAUGACCUGACACCCGAUCAAAUUGUACUGUUUGUGCAAAACUUCGGCACGCCGGUCAACUCAAUGUCAAAGCUCCUGGCCAUGUUGGACACAGCUGUAUUGGAGCAGUUUGAUUUGGUGAAGAAUGCCAUCCUCAAUAAGGCUUAUCUAGCGCAACUCAUUGAGAUACAGCAGGCGCGUGGAGCAAAAAAUGGACACUACACCGUUCAGGCGCUCGAUCUGCAUUCCCACUCACAGACCGUGCCGGAUUUGCCAAAAAUCAGUGUAGUUAUCCAGGAGACGGUGGAUAUUGACGAUUACGAUUCCACAGAAUCGGCUAGAAGUCGGAACGAUUUCACGACCACUAAAGAGGUGUCACAAAAACUGUUGAAUGUGAUGGUCAGCCCAAAUAGCAAUCGAAACGAUCUGGUCACAGCCAUAACCGAACUGAUAGCCGUGGGUAGCGAUGCCGUUACGAAUCGACAUGCCUGCACUACUUUAAGAACCUUUCUUAGUUCUAUGCUGCACAGCGAUAAAUACCACAUACUGGAGACUACUUUGAAAAAGAACAUUAAUAUUUUCAAGCACAAUUUCACCGACUCCAGUCUGCUGAAGACAGAACUAUAUCGUGAGAGCUUGGUUUUUAUGUUAAGAAAUUCCUGCGAGACUUUUGUGCAGCAGUUUAAGACGAAUUCCGCUUCGUUGGGCAGAAAAAAAAUUGUAAGGAGCAUCAUCGAUAGUUUCAAUCAGACCGAAGAUUGCAAAACGGUCGCGAAAAGCAAGAGCGACCAGCUCUUCCACAACGGACUCUUUAUCGAUUGGCUGUCUGAAAUGGAUCCCGAAAUCGUUUCAACGCAGCUGAUGAAGGAGCGCUUCCUCUUCUCAAAGUCUUGUAGCGAGUUUAGAUUCUAUCUACUGUCUUUAAUCAAUCACCAAACCAACUGGGACACAAUCGAAAGAAUUUCCGAGUAUUUGUUUAAGAAUUUCCAUGAAGACUACGACUGUGCGACGGUUCUGAACUAUUUCGAGGCUCUGACCACUAAUCCAAAACUUUGGAAAGGUCGUGAGAAGUACAUGUCAAAGAACGUACGGCCGGAUGCCUUCUUCUUACUAAGGACUUCAGAACUGGAACCGUUUGCCCACUUUAUUUUGCACGAAGGACUUUCGGAGGUCAAGGUGAAUAGCGGAAAUUACGAUUUUAAGCUCUGCUCGAGAAUGAACCUGCUGUUUAAGCUAACAGAGAAACGAAGAGAUCUUAUGGUUAGAGUAAUGGAAUACGUGGAGAGCAGUGCAGUGUCCGACCAUUUGAAACUGCAGGUCCUACAGCAAAUGUACAUCAUGUACCCCCGAGUUAAGUUCCUUAAACCAAGCAAAACUGGCGAGCAGGCCUACAAAUUGCAGAGUUUAAAGGGUUGCCAGGCCGACAAGGUAUCCAACAAUUUAAUAACCUGUUUGGGAAGUCUGGUGCGCAAGAAAGAUUUUGAAACCCUGUCCACGGACACAGAGUUGCUUCUGCGCAAGCUGGCUGCUUCUCAUCCGCUGCUGUUUCUUCGCCAGUUAAGCGUCCUGUCGUCCAUUAUGCAGGGUCGGGCCCAGAUCAGCAUGAAGGCCUUGCGGGAGGAGCACCACUUUCACAGAUUUGUUCAAAUCCUCAGGACACUGGAGCUGCUACAGCCAACCAUCUUUGAGGACGCGUACAAAAAUGAGAUUCAAAACAUGCUGUCGUGCUACUUCAAUUUCUUUAAGCACCAUAGUUCGGUGAAAGAGGCGUGUCAAAUGCUGAAUAAGUUUGUGCAAAUGCUGCAGGCUUACAUAAACUGCAAUCCCUCAAGUGCCCUGCUCUUCAUCGAGCAGUACGUUGGCAUCCUCAAGGAAUUGGCUGCCAAGUACACCUGGCUAAGUAAGCUCCAGGUUUUGGUUCAAGCAGUGGCCUUACUGCAGCAUAAGUCGCAUUCAGCCACCGAAUUGGACGACGAGGAGGUUAAGUACGAGUACGAUCUGGACGAGCACUUUGAGGUGAAACCAUCGGCCAGCAAAGGCGUAGUUUCGGAGGACCCCAUCGAGGGAAACCCGCCCACGCCCAAUGAUGUGGCUGGCAGCAGGGGCACUUCUUCGGUCCUUACCUUAGGCUCCUACAGCAAAUCGAACUACACGGAAAUAUCACCAUACUUCCUUGAUCUUAUCAAGAUAAUUAAACAGGCGAACACCGAGGACGUCAUUCUGUUUCCCAUGAAAGAGUUGGAGUGUCUGACCUCCAAAAGAUUUGUUUUUAUCAACGAGCUAUUUGAGAGAUUGCUCAACCUGAUAUUCUCUCCGAGUGCUCAGAUCCGUUCCAUCGCCUUCAUCAUCCUGAUCAGACAUCUUAAGCACAAUCCUGGCAACUCGGACAUAAACCUGUGCACCCUGAAUGCCUACAUUCAGUGCCUGCGUGAUGAGAACUCCUUGGUGGCGGCGACGGCUAUAGAUAAUUUGCCGGAAAUGUCGGUGCUGCUGCAGGAACACGCAAUAGAUAUUCUAACCGUGGCCUUUUCGCUGGGCCUGAAAUCGUGCCUGAACACUGGCCACCAGAUACGAAAGGUCCUUCAGACAUUAGUGAUUCAGCAUGGCUAUUAAAUGUUCUGCUUAUAAGUUAGACUUCUCAUCUUAUGUAUAUUGUAAUCUUACAGCUAAACGUUUUUUAAUAAUAAAGUGUAUUCAGAGGUACAAGAUUUCUACCACA
Molecule: messenger RNA, 6229 nt
Organism: Drosophila eugracilis
Lineage: Eukaryota; Metazoa; Arthropoda; Insecta; Diptera; Drosophilidae
Gene: IntS1
Product: integrator complex subunit 1
Exons: 3
Coding region: 25-6123 (2032 amino acids)
Biological process (GO): U2 snRNA 3'-end processing
Cellular component (GO): integrator complex
Source: RefSeq, a predicted model, not a curated record